Messenger RNA from Cryptotermes secundus, 2869 nucleotides. It is a transcript of the gene BBS4, whose product is annotated as Bardet-Biedl syndrome 4 protein. Bases 364 to 1779 code for a protein of 471 amino acids. Gene Ontology annotation, biological process: cilium assembly; protein localization to cilium. The record is from RefSeq and is a predicted model, not a curated record. Gene Ontology annotation, molecular function: protein binding. The transcript is spliced from 11 exons. Gene Ontology annotation, cellular component: ciliary basal body. NCBI's taxonomy places the organism in Eukaryota, Metazoa, Arthropoda, Insecta, Blattodea, Kalotermitidae.
CUGUCAUAGUAUUCGAGUUACGGCAAACAUAUCGCGGAAAAUGACAAUAAUGAAUAGUUCAGUCUGCUGGAGUAUGAUAUUCACAUUUCUAGUUCGGAGAAAACCCGAUGUUUCGGAGGAACAUAUCGCAUCCAUUUUCAGGGUCAAAGAGGAAGCAAAGCAAGAAACGGCGUAGUAUACCCUCACCAAAUAGGAUCAUUCGACUUUCUACUGUGACGUUCACUGGAAUUUUUUCUAGUUUUCCAAUAAGCGGAUAGUUUGCAACAGUCGAACCCUUCGACAAUGAUUCGAUUGUUCCCGUUACUACCUUCAUUCCGCGAAUUGUGCAAAUAGAAGAGGGUGUUCUCAAGAACGUGUUUCAAAAUGAAUGCGGUAGAAGUUCAUGCGUCUGUGGCAAACGGUAUUCCACAGUCAGCUCACAUAUCCAGGACAGUGACGCGAAUGAAGAAAGUUCCAGAGUUACCUGUUCUGGAAAAUCGAAAUUGGCUAAUUCACCUUCAUUAUUCAAGGAAGGAAUUUGGUAUUUGUAAAAUUCUGCUGCAGGAAGAAUUGGAGAAGAGCAAUGGGAUGUGUGAAUAUGCAAAUUAUGUCCAGGGUCUCAUUUUGCGACAUGAAGGGAAGAUUCAGGAAUCUCUUGAAUAUUUUCAGACAUGUCACAGUCUCAAUCCAAGAAACGUAAAUAAUAUCAAAGAAGUGGCCCGUUCCCUUUAUCUCCUUGGACGACAUAGAUUGGCCAUAGAAGCAUACCUGGAAGCAGAGACUGUAUCUAGCAAACCAGACUGGGAUAUUUAUCAUAACUUGGGGACAUGCUUGUUUCAUGUUGGUGAGCAUACAAAAGCCAAAGCAUACUUAAUGACAGCCAUUGAACUGAGUCAUCAGGAGGGCUCAUAUGUGGAGUUGGCCAAGAUUCUUCUUCUUGAAAAUGACAUCCAAGGAGCCAUUGGGAUUUUUAAUGCUGCUCUAGAAUGGUAUCCAGACAGCUGUGAGCUUGCAACAUCAUUGGGACUGGUGUACAUGAAGACUGGACAGUACCAACGUGCAUUUGAGAAACUGGGCUCUGCUCUCGCGCAUGACCCAAUGUGUACUAAGGCCUUAUUGGCUGCUGGUUCUAUGAUGCAGAAUCACAAGGAUUUUGAUGUUGCUCUCUCCAAGUAUAAAAUCGCUGCACAGUUUUUGCCUGAGUCUAUUCCCCUCUGGAAUAAUAUUGGAAUGUGCUUCUUUGAAAAGAAGAAAUAUGUGGCAGCCAUCAGUUGCCUUAAAAGAGCGAACUAUUUAUCUCCGUUUGACUGGAAGACUUUGUACAACUUGGGGCUGGUUCACCUCACAACAAAACAGUAUGCAUCUGCUUUUCAUUACCUCUCAGCAGCAAUCAACUUGAAUCCUACAUGUGCAAAAACCUUCAUGUUACUGGCUUUGGCAUUAAAGAACCUUGGAGAUCCUGAUAAUGCUCGUCAUGCAUUUGAACAGGCAUCAAAACUUGAUCCAGUUGAUGCAGCUGUGGCAUUGAAUUAUGGAGUACUCUUGAGUUCGGUUGGAGAAAGAGAGAAGGCGUCAAUUCAGUUGAGGAGGUUCCAGGAGCUUGCAGAAGGAGGUUCAGGACUUGAUCAAGAGUUAUUAGAGACAGCACAAACCCUGAGCUUCAGUUUGACAAGGGUGAACAAAGCUGACUUGGAUGUGAAUGCUGAUGAAAGGAGCAAGAAGGACAUGACAGAUGAUGCUGAUAAGUCGAGGAAUGCCGAUCAAGUGGUCACAUCAGAGAUGGAUCCUGAUGAAGUCUGAAGGAUGCCCUAUUAUUAACCAAGCUUAGUCUGAAAAAAACUCCUCUGGGGCAGACUGCAAGGAAAACACCACCUCCAGCAGUUGGACACAUUGUUUUCUAUGCAGUUCAUGUCAUCAAGAGAAAGUAGAUAAUUACUUUUUUACAGAACACCUUGUUUUGUAUAACAAUACAAAUUAGAACCAUAAAUCCCUUCUACUUUAAAUGCAUCCUUCUGGUAUUUUCCCAGCAUCUCCACUUACAUUUAUGCAUCAGCAUAAGCAGUAAUAUAUGAAGGGUUUGAUAGACUUCACAGUUUGAAAAUGAGUUCUAGAUUGAGAUCUUAAAGCAUUUGAUUGUGUGAUGCCUAAUUAUACUGAUAUGAAUUUUGGUGUUAGAUUUGAGGUUCUCAUAAUAGUGACUAUGAAGAUCACUGUCUUCUGGAUUGUGACACCAUGUAGCCUGGUAAGUAGUUACCAUAAUACAUUGCAUUGCAUCCUGGAAGACAGUAAUCUUAAUGAAUUUUUGGUAUUUUCAUCUUGCCAUAAAUAAAUUUGUUCAGAAAGAAUACAGUUUUCUCAUAAUCGCAUAUGUUACAUCUGUACCAUACCUCCUGUUAAGUAUGUCCUUGUUAUGAUGCUUCUGCAAGACCAUUAUGCCUUACACUCAAGUAUCAGUAUAAUCAGUUAUUGGAAGGAGUUUCUAAUUCAACCUGUUUAGUGUUGAAUAUUUUUUAGCGUGUUCGAUGCUUUAUGCUGAGCUUUUUACAAGAAUGAAAAAGUCACAAAAUAAAUCUGCACCUAGGCUGACCUAGUGGUAUCACUUGGCCUUAUAUUUGGGAGGUGCUCAACUUGAAUCUUAGUUGGGACACCAACUGCUCAGAUAGAGGUUUCUUGUGGUUUCCCUCAGUCACUCCAGGCUAGUGCCAUGAUUGAGCUGUGGUCACUCCCUUCUAAAUCCUUUUCAAUGCAGCGUUCAAAAUCAUCCUGUCAUGUGACAUUAUAUAGUGUGAAUACUGACAACAUUCUUAAAUAACCAGGGGGCACACGGUAGCAUAGUUGGUUGAGGCACUAUGCUAGAAGCUGGAAGGUUGUGGGUUUGAGUCCCAAUGAG